AUGACUACUUAUGAUUUCGUAUUAAGUAGAAGAAAAAUUGAGUAGAAAUCAUCUUCUGAAAAAUUAUAAGAAGGUACAUCUAAUCAAACAAAUUUACAAACAAAUAUCAUUUCUAGAAAUUAUUUACAAUAAACUCAUUUAAAUAUCUAAACAGCUGUUUCAAAACCAAAGGUAAUCAAAAAAGGAAUAGAUUGGGAAUAAGAGGAAGCAGAUGUUGAAGAAGGAGACAGUUAUCAUGCCAAAGAACCAUUACCCUUACCUAGCUAAAAAAGUAGUGCCAGAUAAAUAGAUUCUUAAUGCAAUUCAGGACAUAGAAGGACUUGUCCAAAUACUUAAAGGUAUAUAGUGUUAUUAAAUUUCAAGAGGUAACACUUCGACAAUAUAAUUAAAUGAUCAUAAACCAAUCAGAUCUUUAUUUAAUGUUAAAGAUUUCUAAUAGAUAAUUGAAAAUUAAUUAAUGAAUAAUGUGAAUGAAGGUUCCAUUAUUCAAUUUGAUUCAAAGCAUUCAUAAAAAACUGAUUAAAUUGAAAUCAAUAUAUGA
This is a messenger RNA of Paramecium primaurelia, 541 nucleotides long. NCBI's taxonomy places the organism in Eukaryota, Ciliophora, Oligohymenophorea, Peniculida, Parameciidae. The record is from the annotation of a GenBank genome assembly.